This is a messenger RNA of Phragmites australis (common reed), 2001 nucleotides long. RefSeq names its product NAC domain-containing protein 71-like. Gene Ontology annotation, biological process: regulation of DNA-templated transcription. Bases 496 to 1602 code for a protein of 368 amino acids. The record is from RefSeq and is a predicted model, not a curated record. NCBI's taxonomy places the organism in Eukaryota, Viridiplantae, Streptophyta, Magnoliopsida, Poales, Poaceae. The transcript has 4 exons. Gene Ontology annotation, molecular function: DNA binding.
UCUUCCUCUUCAAUCCCCACCCAUCGUCUAUCCAUAGCUAACCCAACGGAUCACAAUUCAGCAACUUUCUGUGCUUCAAUUCAGCAACUGCCUGAAUCCUCCUGCUGCAUCUUUCCUGUGUUGCUUGCUUGCUGAUAAUGAUCGUGACCUCCGGCAGCUGGUACAUCGUAUUCGUCAGCACCUGCCCGCUGGAUCCCCAGGAGCUCAAGAACUUCUACUUCUGGAUCUUCCAAAUCUUCAAUAGAUACCACCGCUCCCAAAUUUGCACCUGACUACACUCGGUCCUACACUACAUAUACGAUAUAUAUCUAUCUAUCUGCUCAUCUGCCUGAAAUAUUUACCCGGCAGCUGACACCACAAUUAGUGAUCGUAGCCUCUUCCUUUUCUUCUCCUUGGUUCUUUUAGCCUGCUCUUGCAAGAGAUAUUUGGACAGUUUGCAAGUGUAAGACAUUACAAUUCUGUGAUAUCAGUUACUCGAAGUGAGUAACGGACACCAUGACUCUGCCGCCCGGGUUCCGGUUCCACCCCACCGACGACGAGCUGGUCGGCUACUACCUCAAGAGGAAGGUGGACGACCUCAAGAUCGAGCUCGAUGUCAUCCCUGUCAUUGAUCUCUACAAGUCCGAGCCAUGGGAAUUACCAGAGAAGUCGUUUCUGCCGAAGCGUGAUCUGGAGUGGUUCUUCUUCUGCCCGCGGGACCGCAAGUACCCCAACGGGUUGCGCACCAACCGCGCGACGUGCACGGGGUACUGGAAGGCCACGGGCAAGGACCGCCGCAUCGCCUGCGACGGCGGCGUCUACGGCCUGCGCAAGACGCUCGUGUUCUACCGCGGCCGCGCCCCCGGCGGCGACCGCACCGACUGGGUCAUGCACGAGUACCGCCUCUGCCAGGACCUCGCCCACGGCGCGUCCAACUUCAUCGGGGCUUACGCGCUGUGCCGGGUGAUCAAGCGGCACGAGGCCGGGCUGCUGCAAGGCGAGCCGGCGGCCAGGGCGAAAGGAGCCAGCACCGGCGGCGCAGCUGGCGUGAGAGGCCAGAUGAGCAGAGUGCCGAGCAGCUCGUCUCUCGUCAGCAGCGAGCAGCUCAGCGCGUUCACGCCAACCAGUUUCGGCUCUCCUCCUCUGGAUGCGAGCAGAGGAAUGUGCACGAUGGCUGAAUCCGGCGACACGUUCCAGAACUCCCUUGCAUACGGGGUAGACGUGUGCGACGUGACGGCAACGGCCACCAAUGGGCUGCCGUUGAGCCCACUGCCGCCGCCCCUGUUCGCGCCCACGCCGGUGCCCAGCCACUCGUCUCAGAUGUGCGCGCCCCAGGACAUCGUCUUCGUCGGCGACGACUCCCCUGCAGCAGCUUCUGCUGCUGCUGCGAGCGAGUCGCGCUCGCACGCUUUUCUCUUCGGCGGCGACAUGGGGAGCGUCUCGGAGCACGAGCUCAAAUGGUACGACGACCUCACGUGCGCAACAAACACAUUGUCCAACACCACCGCCGCCACCGAAAUUUGGAGCCCGGCGGCGAGCCCGAUGCUGUGCAGGCAGGCGAGCGACGGCGUCGACGACCUGGCUGCGUUCUUCUUCUCGGAGGAAAACAGGGUGGUCUUCUGAUCUCAAGGAACGGCGACCACAUCACGCCUGAUCUGCAUGCUUCUGCAGAUGUCACAAGUGUAACCGGGAAAAUAAGGCUUUUCAGUAACUUGCUCUCGGAAAUGGCGGUAUAAUUUUCAGCCACGGUGCGUGUGUCUAUAUAUAUAUAUAUAUAUAUGAAUGUUUAUAUAUUUUUAACUUUUAUUAGCUGCUAAGAUCGAUUAAGAUGAUAGGCUAUUGGAAAUUGGCUGCAGGGUGAUGGCCUCUUUUAGUACAGUCUUCUCUGUAGCACGUAUAGUUGUGUUGUAUUUCGUGUCUGUAUCGUGUCACUCUACAUACAUACUGUGUCUGUCCUGUUCUGUGUACAACCGAGCUAGUACUCAAUGAAUGCUGGAGUGCUAUGUAGCCUUACUAAUUUCA